AGUUAAUCAUAAUGAUAGUUUAUGGUGAGAACUCCUCCUCAGAAAACAAAUUAAGAUAUUGUUUAAUCAAAGCCAGACACUUGGGCCAUACUUUGUAAUCAAAGUAUUAUCUAGCAAAAACUAGGGAAAUAUCAUUAAAGCAAUUGAUUUUAUCAUAAUAGAUUGAUUGUAUCGCAAUCGAAAUCUUUGUUUUUUUCAUUUAAUCAAUUAUCUUCAUCACUCACCAAGGAAAUAAUCUUAUCUUCUAUUGGAUUAUUUUAAUAUGUCCACUUCAAAAUCAUAAUCUGCUUGAAUCGAUUUCAUUUCAACCAAAAUCAGUCCAGAUUUAGCUCUUAAUUGUCAUUUAUUGUACUUUUUAACCUUAAUAUUUAGCCUUUCCAUAAAAAUGUCAGAGACAGUUUUGGUGAUUGGAAAUGGUUCGCGAGAACAUGUUUUGGCCUGGAAGCUGGCCAAAUCUUCAAAAGUCCAUAAAAUUUUUGUGUGUCCAGGAAACGCAGGAACCCUGAAAGAGGAUAGAAAAAUUUCAAAUCUCUCUUUAGAUCUAAAGGAUUUAUCAAAGGUUGAAGAAUGGUGCUUAAAAGAGAAACCAUCUCUUGUAGUGAUUGGACCUGAAGAUCCUUUAAAUCGUGGUUUAUCUGAUAUUUUGUCAAACCAUGGAAUUCCUUGUUUCGGUCCUUCACAAUCAGCUGCCCAAAUUGAAUGUGAUAAAUCAUAUGCUAAAGAGUUCAUGGUUAGACAUGAGAUACCAACUGCUAGACAUAAAGUUUUUGUUUCCUCUUCUGAAGGAAAAAAAUGGGUAACCAACUGUCCACCUAACCUCAAACCAUGGGUUGUCAAAGCUUCAGGUCUUGCUGCUGGUAAAGGUGUCCUUAUUGGUACAAGUACAGAAGAAACUUGUCGUUAUAUUGAGCAAAUAUUAGACGAUAAAAUAUUUGGUGACGCUGGAAACUCUAUUGUUGUUGAAGAUUUCUUAGAAGGAGAUGAAGUUUCAGUUAUGGCCUUUUCAGAUGGAGUCAAUAUAAGUGUCAUGCCUCCGGCUCAGGACCAUAAGAGAGCGUUUGAUAAUGACGCAGGACCUAAUACUGGAGGAAUGGGUGCCUUUUGUCCUUAUCCGUGUUCAUCUCAAGAGAUGCAGGAAAUUAGUGCAAUCAUACAAAAAACAAUCAAUGGAAUGAAAGCUGAUGGACGAAAAUUUAUUGGUGUUUUAUUCACUGGUUUCAUGUUAACUUCAGAUGGUCCCAAAGUAUUGGAGUUUAAUGCUCGUUUUGGUGAUCCAGAGACUCAAUCAGUUCUUCCUUUGCUCAACAGUGAUCUAUUUGAUAUCUGUUUGGCUUGUAUUUCUGGUAAAUUGUCUACCAUUACCAUUGAUUGGAGAGAUAACUUUUAUUCCUGUGGUACGGUUAUUGCUUCCUCUGGUUAUCCUGAUAAACCCAUAACUGGCAAACAAAUUAAUGGCCUUGAUAAAUUAUCUGAUUGUAUCAUCUUCCAUGGAGGAACUAAAUGGAUCGAUGAUAGAUUAACCUCUUCUGGUGGCCGAGUUUUAACGGUUGUUGCGUCUGAUAAUGAUCCACAGAAAGCAAUCAAUAAAUCUCAACAAGCUGCUUCAUCAAUCAAAAUUGAAGGCUCCUUUUAUCGUCAUGAUAUCGGUGUACGAGCAUUGAAAAAAUUAAAUAAGGCUGAUCAUCAUUUGAGCUAUCGAUCAAGUGGAGUCGAUAUUGAUGCUGGUAAUCAAUUGGUGGAUCGAAUUAAAUCAAUGGUCGGUGCAACGCAUCGACCUGGAGUUGUUGGUUCAAUUGGUGGCUUUGGUGGUUUAUUUGAUGCCUAUCCAGAUGGACCAUUAUUGGUCGCAGGUACUGAUGGAGUUGGAACUAAACUGCGUAUAGCAAUUGAGUGUAAUAUCUUGAAUACCGUUGGAAUCGAUUUGGUUGCAAUGUGUGUUAAUGAUAUUUUAGUCCAAGGAGCUGAGCCUUUGUUUUUCCUCGAUUACUUUGCUUGUGGUAAACUUGAUGUUGACUCUGCCUCCCAAGUUAUUUCUGGUAUUGUUCAAGGAUGCAAACUUGCCAAUUGCGCAUUAAUUGGUGGAGAAACAGCUGAAAUGCCUGGAAUGUAUCAUGGUAAAGACUUUGAUCUAGCGGGUUUCUCUGUUGGUGCCGUUGAUAGAAAAUCUGUUUUACCAAGAUUGAAGGAAAUCAGUGAAGGUGAUGUCUUGAUUGGUCUACCAUCUUCUGGUGUUCACUCCAAUGGAUUCAGUUUGGUUCGCAAAAUUAUCGAAAAGAAAGGAUUGUCGUUUAAUGAUAAAGCUCCUUUUGAUCGAUCUCAGACAUUGGGUCAGAUACUUUUAGCUCCUACUCGAAUUUAUGUGAGAAGUGUCCUUCCUGCAGUUAAAUUGGGUUAUAUUGUCGCUGCUUCUCAUAUAACAGGAGGAGGCUUAACUGAAAACAUUCCUCGAGUUUUACCCUCCCAUUUAGCUGCUGAAUUGGACGCUAAUCAAUGGGUAAUGCCGCCCGUAUUUAAAUGGCUCAAAGAAGCUGGAUCUCUUCUUGAUAGCGAAAUGUUACUAACUUUUAAUUGUGGUUUAGGAAUGAUUCUUGUUGUCAAGCAAGAUAAUGUAAACUCAACUCUUAAUUUACUCAAGAUAAAUGGUGAACCUGGUGCGAAGAUUGUUGGUAAAAUUGUUAAACGUUCAGAUUUGCCGGUAAUUGUAAACAACUUUGAAAGCUUGAUGGAUCACCUUCAAACGGUGUUGGUUCAGAAACUGCCAAAAAGAGUUGCUGUAUUUGAUUUUCUGGGGUCUGGGACUAAUUUACAAGCUCUGAUAGAUCAUUUCAAAGCAGUCAAAAUCUAUAAAUAUUGUAUUAGUUGUUUUCUAGCAAAACCCAAUGUUGCUGGACUUACCAGGGCUGAAAAUGCCGGAAUCAAAACUUUGGUCAUUCCAAGUAAAGGUUUUAAAAAUCGAGUUGAUUAUGAUAUGGUCGUUAAUGAAGCUUUGAAAAAAGCUUCCAUUGAAAUUGUCUGCCUUGCUGGUUUCAUGAGGAUACUAUCCGAAGAGUUUGUCCACCUUUGGAAGGGUAAAAUGCUAAACGUUCAUCCUUCUCUGUUACCCUCUUUUAAGGGCAUGGACACUCAUGCUAGAGCUUUGGAAGCUGGUGUUAGAGUUCAUGGAUGUACAGUUCAUUUUGUUGAGCCAGAUGUCGAUACAGGAGCGAUUGUGCUUCAAGAGGCAGUUCCAGUUCUUCCAGGCGAUACUCCAGAUAUUUUACAAGAAAGAGUUAAACAAUCAGAGCAUAAAAUAUUCCCGUUAGCUCUAGAGUAUCUAGCAACUGGUCGGGUUCAAUUAAACUCUGAAGGCAAAGUUCAAUGGAAUAAUUAAUUUAUGAAUAAACAUAAUUUUUAUGAAAAUUGUAA
Molecule: messenger RNA, 3405 nt
Organism: Tetranychus urticae (two-spotted spider mite)
Lineage: Eukaryota; Metazoa; Arthropoda; Arachnida; Trombidiformes; Tetranychidae
Gene: Gart
Product: trifunctional purine biosynthetic protein adenosine-3 Gart
Biological process (GO): 'de novo' IMP biosynthetic process; adenine biosynthetic process
Cellular component (GO): cytosol
Molecular function (GO): phosphoribosylglycinamide formyltransferase activity; ATP binding; phosphoribosylformylglycinamidine cyclo-ligase activity
Source: RefSeq, a predicted model, not a curated record